CUGAGUCCCAUAACUUCCUACGCUGUCUCUACAAAUUCUCUUGAGUAAUUCCUUUGUUUAAACAUUUCACCAUUUUCCUUUCAAUUUCUGAUACUAUUUUCAUAUCCUCAUACAAAAAUGGAGGCAAUGAAGAUGAAGCUGUUCGUUGUUGCGGUCAUGAUGAUGAUUGUGACCAUCUCCGCCGUGAAGGGAGUCGCCGCCGCUGAUGCUCCGGCACCUGCUCCAGCUUCCGACGCAUCCAUUUUCGUCCCCACCUUCUUCGCUUCCUUAAUUGCCCUUGCAUUUGCUCUUCUCUUUUGAGCUAUUUGUUUGGAUUUUAUGAGCAUGUUUUGGUAAUUACUAUUUGUGAGUUUUGGGGGUUUUGUGGAUUUGGGGUUCUUGCUUUGUGACUUUUGACGAAUCUUCGUUAAUCUAUUUAUUUAUUUAUUUCUGAAUGUUAGUCAUAUGUAUUUCUGGGUAAUAUAAUGGGAAAUUAGGGAAUAACCCAUAAAUAUCUUGACUCUGGUCUUGAGUCUGGUGUUAACUUUUAUGUAAGCAUUUUCUAUUUUUAUAAUUCUAUAUUUUGGUUUGUGCAUUUAGUAUACUUGAUGUUUUUUA
Messenger RNA from Nicotiana tabacum (common tobacco), 597 nucleotides. NCBI's taxonomy places the organism in Eukaryota, Viridiplantae, Streptophyta, Magnoliopsida, Solanales, Solanaceae. The record is from RefSeq and is a predicted model, not a curated record.